Molecule: messenger RNA, 1360 nt
Organism: Dipodomys spectabilis (banner-tailed kangaroo rat)
Lineage: Eukaryota; Metazoa; Chordata; Mammalia; Rodentia; Heteromyidae
Gene: Dlk2
Product: delta like non-canonical Notch ligand 2
Exons: 6
Coding region: 96-1247 (383 amino acids)
Biological process (GO): establishment or maintenance of epithelial cell apical/basal polarity; heterophilic cell-cell adhesion
Cellular component (GO): plasma membrane; protein-containing complex
Molecular function (GO): calcium ion binding; Notch binding
Source: RefSeq, a predicted model, not a curated record
CCGGGGCGCAUCGCCUUCCAGCCGGAGGUGUCUCCAACAUCCGGCUGUCCGUCCGUCCGUUCCCCCCCUCCCCCGCCCCGGGGCCGGAACUGACCAUGCCCAGCGGCUGCCGCUGCCUGCACGUCGUGUGCCUGCUGUGCAUCCUCGGGGCAGCCGGUCAGCCGGCCAGAGCUGAUGACUGCAGCUUGCACUGCGACCUGGGCCACGGCUGCUGCGCCCCUGACGGCUCCUGCAGGUGUGACCCAGGCUGGGAGGGGCUGCACUGUGAGCGCUGUGUGAGGAUGCCGGGCUGCCAGCACGGUACCUGCCACCAGCCCUGGCAGUGCAUCUGUCAGAGUGGCUGGGCAGGCAAGUUCUGUGACAAAGAUGAGCACAUCUGUACCUCACAGUCCCCCUGCCAGAAUGGGGGCCAGUGCGUGUAUGAUGGGGGCGGCGAGUACCACUGUGUGUGCCUGCCAGGCUUCCAUGGGCAUGACUGCGAACGCAAGGCCGGACCCUGUGAGCAGGCGGGCUCCCCAUGCCAGAAUGGCGGGCAGUGCCAGGACAACCAGGGCUUUGCCCUCAACUUCACAUGCCGCUGCUUGGCAGGCUUUGUGGGUGCCCGCUGUGAGGUGAACGUAGACGACUGUCUGAUGCGGCCUUGUGCCAAUGGCGCCACCUGCCUGGACGGCAUAAACCGCUUCUCCUGCCUCUGCCCCGAGGGCUUUGCUGGACGCUUCUGCACCAUCAACCUGGAUGACUGUGCCAGCCAGCCAUGCCAGAGAGGGGCUCGCUGUCGGGACCGCAUCCAUGACUUCGACUGCCUCUGCCCCAGUGGCUACGGUGGCAAGACUUGCGAGCUUGUCUUACCUGCCCCAGGUCCUGUCACCAUGACGGACACCCCCCUAGGACCCACCUUGGCUAUGGUGGUGCCUGCUACGGGGCCGGCCCUGCACAGCGCGGGGGCAGGCCUGCUGCGGAUCUCAGUGAAGGAGGUGGUACGGAGGCAAGAAGCCGGGCUGGGUGAGUCUAGCCUGGUAGCCUUGGUGGUGUUUGGGGCCCUUACGGCGGCCCUGGUCCUGGCUACUGUGUUGUUGACCCUGAGGGCCUGGCGCCGGGGCAUCUGCCCCCUUGAACCCUGUUGCUACCCAGUCCCACACUAUGCGCCAGCCCGGCAGGACCAGGAGUGCCAGGUGAGCAUGAUUCCAGCGGGAUUCCCCCUGCCACCUGACCUGGCCCCCGAGCCUGGAAAGACCACAGCACUGUGACGUGGCUGGGGUCUUUCUGGCCCCCUUCCUCACCUCCUCCACACCUCAGACUGGAGCAGUCCUUGCUCACCACCCCUCCACUCGAGAGACGCACCGAGGCGACUUCAGCCUCA